AUGGCGUCAAAUAAAGCGAAUAAGUUAGCCUUUUUGUCCAUGCCAGCCCCGGCGUCCUACGUCGCUGGUCUUGGUCGAGGAGCGUCUGGAUUCACGACUCGAUCUGAUAUCGGUCCUGCACGAGAAGGACCUUCAGCCGAAGUUAUAGCCGAGGCACAAGCUAAGCGCGGAGAGGAAGUCGAAGUUGACCCAGAACAGUUUCAGGAUCCCGACAACGAAUAUGGUCUGUUCGCCGGAACAACCUACGAGCAGGACGAUGAGGAGGCCGAUAAAAUCUAUGAACAAGUCGACGAAGCUAUGGACUCACGGCGGAAGGCGCGGAGAGAGGCGCAAGAGAAGUUGGAGUUGGAAAGGCAUCGUGCGGAGCGGCCGAAGAUUCAGCAACAGUUUGCGGAUUUGAAACGGGGGCUGUCGGCUGUCACUGAUGAGGAAUGGGAGAAUAUACCGGAAGUAGGGAACUUGACGAGGAAGAAGAGACGCAGGGAAGAGCGGUCUUUUGUGGUUCCGGAUAGUGUUUUUGUUGGAGACAGGAAUAAAAACGAGUAUGAGAACUCCCUGGACGCGAGACAGCAAGAGGCGGGCGGCUUUGCAACGCCAGCGGAAUCCGGUACCCUCACGAAUUUUGUGGAAAUUGGCCAGGCUCGUGACAAGAUCCUUUCACUCAAGCUAGAUCAGAUCUCUGGUACCGCUACCUCAUCGGGCUUCUCGACUUCUGUCGACCCCAAGGGCUACCUGACUUCUCUGGACAGUGUCAUCAUCAAGUCUGAUGCCGAAAUUGGUGAUAUCAAACGCGCCCGUAUGCUGUUCGACUCCCUUGUCAAGUCGAACCCUAAGCACUCACCUGGUUGGAUUGCUGCCGCCUGCCUGGAAGAACAUGCUGGUCGUAUGGUUGCUGCUCGGAAGAUCAUAAAGGCUGGGUGCGAGCAGUGCCCGAAGAGUGAAGACGUAUGGCUAGAAGCAGCCCGGUUACAUAAUAACGACGAUGCUAAAGUAAUACUCGCAAAUGCAGUUCAGCACGUCGGCCAGAGCGUAAAGAUUUGGCUAGCUGCAGCUGACCUGGAAGGUGACGUGAAGGCCAAGAAGCCGUUGGAGCAUAUUCCCAAUUCCGUGCGACUUUGGAAGGAAACCGUCAACCUAGAAUCAUCUGCCACAGACGCCCGUAUUCUUCUCUCGCGAGCAGUUGAAGUCAUACCACUAUCCGUUGAGCUGUGGUUAGCCCUAGCCCGUCUUGAAACUCCUGAACGAGCGAAAGGAGUGUUAAAUAAGGCCCGUAAAGCUGUUCCCACAAGCCACGAGAUCUGGAUAGCUGCUGGCCGCCUCCUGGAACAAGAAGCAGCAACUGGCGCUUCUAAGACACCAGAACAGAAGGCGAAAGCGCUGGAACUGGUCGACAAUACCAUCCAGCUUGCCGUCCGAGAGCUACGAAAGUAUCAGGUUCUGUUGACUAGGGAGCAGUGGCUUAAGGAAGCAGAACGAUGUGAAACAGAGGGCAGCCCACGAACAUGUGAGGCUAUUGUGAAAGCGACAAUAGCGAUGGAACUUGAAGAGGAGGAUCGAUUGGAUACUUGGGUUGGAGAUGCAGAAAGCGCUGAAAGCAAAGGAAUGGUGGGAACUGCUCGUGCGGUUUUAGCCUAUGCUCUGAAAGUAUACCCCGAUCGACGAAGUCUCUGGAGAAAAGCGGCUGAUUUGGAGAAACUGCAUGGGUCAGCGGACAGUCUCGACGCUAUUCUCAGCCGUGCUGUCCAUCAUUGUCCACAGGCCGAAGUGCUCUGGCUCAUGGCUGCAAAAGAGAAAUGGCUAGCGGGUGAUGUUCCUGGUGCCCGACGAGUUCUGGAACAGGCUUUCGUUGCUAAUCCGGAGAGCGAGCAAAUCUGGCUGGCUGCUGUCAAGUUGGAGGCAGAGAACGGAGAGCUAGGCGUUGCUCGAGAGUUGCUAGUACGCGCGCGGACAGUAGCGGACACCGAAAGAAUUUGGAUGAAAUCCGCCGUGUUCGAACGCCAACAAAAUCAAUUAUCGAUGGCUUUGGAGACUCUAGCUGCUGCCUUGCAAAAGUUCCCUAAAUUUGCCAAGCUUUAUAUGGUACAAGGCCAGAUCCUGCAAUCCCAAAACAAUUACCCUGGCGCUCGUGCUUCAUUCUCUGCUGGUGUCAAAGCCUGUCCAAAAGAGGCCACGCUUUGGAUUUUGGCAAGUCGGCUGGAGGAACUAGACGGGAAAAGUAUAAAAGCCCGUGCGUUGCUUGAGAAAGCACGUCUAGUAAACCCUGCAAACGAUACUUUGUGGGCUGAGGCUGUUGGUGUUGAGGAACGCUCUGGCGGUACUGCACAAGCAAAGGCAAUGUUGGCUCGUGGUCUUCAAGAGUGUCCCACCUCUGGUUUGUUAUGGUCAAUGGCGAUUUGGGCUGAGCCUCGUCCGAUGAGAAAGGCGAGGUCCGUUGAUGCGUUGAAGAAGUCUGCGGAUAACCCCAUCAUCAUUUGUACUGUUGCGCGAUUGUUUUGGCAGGAGAGGAAGAUUGAGAAGGCUCGACAGUGGUUUGGAAGGGCUGUUGCUACUGACCCAGAUCUGGGUGAUUCUUGGGGUUGGUGGCUAAAGUUUGAGAGGCAGCAUGGAACAGAGGAACAUCGAGAAGAAGUCAGGAAUAAAUGCAUUGCCGCAGAGCCACAUCAUUCACCGACAUGGCAAUCAAUUGCAAAAGACGUGAAGAGCUCUGGGAAGAGUGUCAAAGAGAUACUCGAGAUGGUCGCAGACGCUUUACAGUAG
Molecule: messenger RNA, 2757 nt
Organism: Laccaria bicolor S238N-H82
Lineage: Eukaryota; Fungi; Basidiomycota; Agaricomycetes; Agaricales; Hydnangiaceae
Exons: 10
Coding region: 1-2757 (918 amino acids)
Biological process (GO): spliceosomal tri-snRNP complex assembly; mRNA splicing, via spliceosome
Cellular component (GO): U4/U6 x U5 tri-snRNP complex; catalytic step 2 spliceosome
Molecular function (GO): protein binding
Source: RefSeq, a predicted model, not a curated record